AUGGGGACGCGACACGCACACCCGCUCCUCCUCCGGAGGCGGCGUUGCCGUUGUGGUUGCGGGUCUCCCCGCGGGCUUUCUCAUCCCGCCCGCCCGGCUGCGGACACACACACACACACACACGCCCGGCCCGGCCCGGCCCGCAGCGGGGAGCGCAGGCCCCGCCUCUCCCCGCACCGACACGCCCCCCCCCGACGGACACGCCCCCCGACGGACACGCCUCCCGGACGGACAGGCCCCCUGGCGGACGAGGCCCCCCCCCCCCCCAGGUGGACACGUUCCCAGACGGACACGCCCCCCCAGACGGACACGCCCCCCGACGGACACGCCCCCCCCAGACGGACAGGCCCCCUGGCGGACGAGCCCCCCCCCCCAGGUGGACACGUUCCCAGACGGACACGCCCCCCCGACGGACACGCCCCCCGACGGACACGCCCCUCCAGACGGACACGCCCCCCGACGGACACGCCUCCCGGACGAACAGGCCCCCUGGCGGACGAGCCCCCCCCCCCCCAGGUGGACAGGUUCCCAGACGGACACGCCCCCCCAGACGGACACUCCCCCCGACGGACACGCCCCCUCCAGGCGGACACGCCCCCCCCGACGGGCACGCCUCCCGGACGGACAGGCCCCCUGGCGGACCAGCCCCCCCCCAGGUGGACACGUUCCCAGACGGACACGCCCCCCAGACGGACACGCCCCCAGACGGACACGCCCCUCCAGGCGGACACGCCCCCCGACGGACACGCCCCCCCGACGGACACGCCUCCCGGACGGACAGGCCCCCUGGCGGACGAGCCCCCCCCCCCAGGUGGACACGUUCCCAGACGGACACGCCCCCCAGACGGACACGGCCCCCCGGCGGACACGCCCCGCCGACGGACACGCCCCCCGACGGACACGCCGCCCGGACGGACACGCCCCCCCCGACGGACACGCCUUCCGGACGGACAAGCCCUCUGGCGGACGAGGCCCCCCCCCCCCCAGACGGACACGCCCCCCCGACGGACACGCCUCCCGGACGGACAGGCCCCCUGGCGGACGAGGCCCCCCCUCCAGGUGGACACGUUCCCAGACGGACACGCCCCCCCCGACGGUCACGACCCCCCGACGGACACGCCCCUCCAGACGGACACGCCCCCCGACGGACACGCCCCCCCCCAGACGGACAGGCCCCCUGGCGGACGAGCCCCCCCCCAGGUGGACACGUUCCCAGACGGACACGCCCCCCCGACGGACACGCCCCCCGACGGACACGCCCCUCCCGACGGACACGCCCCCCCGACGGACACGCCUCCCGGACGGACAGGCCCCCUGGCGGACGAGCCCCCCCCCCCCCCCGGUGGACACGUUCCCAGACGGACACGCCCCCCCAGACGGACACGACCCCCCGACGGACACGCCCCUCCAGGCGGACACGCCCCCCGACGGACACGCCCCCCGACGGACACGCCCCCCCGACGGACACGCCUCCCGGACGGACACGGUCUCAGACGGACACGCCCCCCUGCAGACGGACACGCCCCUCCAGACGGACACGCCCCUCCAGACGGACACGCUCCUGCCGGACACGCCCCCCCGACGGCAAAGCCUCCCAGCCGGACACGCCCCCCCGACGGACACGCCCCCCCGACGGACACGGUCUCAGACGGACACGCCCCCCUGCAGACGGGCACGCCCCUCCAGACGGACUCGCCCCCCAGUCGACGGACACGCCCCCACCAGAGGACACGCUCCAGACAGACACGCCCCCCAGACGGACACGCCCCCCCCGGCGGACUCGCCCCCCAGACGGUCACACCUCCCCCAGACGGGCGCGCCCACUGGAAGACACGCCUCCCAGAUGGACCCGCCCCCUGGCAGACGGACACACCUCCCAGAUGGACAGGCCCCCUGGAGGACGUGACCCCCAGGUGGACACGUUCCCAGACGGACACGCCCCCCCCGACGGACACGCCCCCCCCGACGGACACGCCCCCCGACGGACGUGACCCCCCAGACGGACACGCCCCCAGACGGACGUGCCCCCCCGACGGACACGCCCCCCCGACGGACACGGUCUCAGACGGACAUGCCCCCCUCCAGACGGACACGUUCGACGGACACGCCCCCCCCAGACGGCAACGCCUCCCAGACGGACAUGCCCCCCAGACGGACACGCCCCCCCCAGGGGGAAACGACCCCCCAGACGGACACGUCCCCCAGACGGACACGCCCCCCCAGGGGGACACGAUCCCCCAGACGGACACGUCCCCCAGACGGACCUGUCCCCCCCGACGGACACGCCCCCACCAGACGGCAAAGCCUCCCAGACGGACAUGCCCCCCCAGACGGACACGCCUCCCUCGACGGACACGGUCUCAGAUGGACACGCCUCCCCCGACGGACACAGUCUCAGACUGA
This is a messenger RNA of Tachyglossus aculeatus (Australian echidna), 2403 nucleotides long. RefSeq names its product basic proline-rich protein-like. The transcript is spliced from 3 exons. The record is from RefSeq and is a predicted model, not a curated record. NCBI's taxonomy places the organism in Eukaryota, Metazoa, Chordata, Mammalia, Monotremata, Tachyglossidae. The coding region runs from base 1 to 2403 and encodes 800 amino acids.